AUGUCUGCCACUCAGGUCUUCAGUAUCGCGGAUUGGGGAUCCCAAUCAAACCCCCGAACGGCCACAGGCAUGCAGCGAGUGGCGCAAACAACGCCGGUGUCUGAAAUCGGUCGCAUCAUCCAGGAUGACGGUGCGAUAGUGAUUAAGCAGUUCCUGUCCACGGAUCAAACGGAUUGCAUUAACGAGGAGCAGGACCCGUAUCUCAAGGCUCUGAUCCCGUCCGGUCAACUGGUUGACAUGAACGAAGGCAUCAAGAACUUUUUGGGUCAUAACACCAAAGGGUUGACGGAUCUAUUGCAACUCAGCAAGACUUUGAGGGCGGAAGUGAUCAACGACGAUCUUAUGCAUAGUAUUUCAGACGAGAUUCUCGGGAAGCAAGUCGGUGACUAUUGGAUGAGCACCGCCACCAUGAUGGAGAUCGAGCCCGGCAAUCCUCCGCAGAAAUUGCACCGAGGUUUCGGAACUGGUGGCCGUCGCUUAUUCCACAAGUAG
Molecule: messenger RNA, 492 nt
Organism: Cladophialophora bantiana CBS 173.52
Lineage: Eukaryota; Fungi; Ascomycota; Eurotiomycetes; Chaetothyriales; Herpotrichiellaceae
Exons: 1
Coding region: 1-492 (163 amino acids)
Source: RefSeq, a predicted model, not a curated record